GCUCUGCGGAGCGCUGAGUGGGUGGCUGGUCAGUCCACUCCGAAGCCGUCUCUUAUCUGGGGACGUGUCUUUGAACUCAGGUGCUGGACAUCGCAGCGCCAGAAGGAGACGGGUGGGGGUGGGGUAGAUCCCGCGGUCUUGGCAGCAGGAGCGCCCGGGCAAUUGCACGCUGACCUGCGGGAGGGAGGGACGGAGCGGGACGCAGCGCACCGCACUGCCCUCGCCGGCGCUGCACCUGCCCUCAUUGAAAAAAGUCGCCCUCCACUUGGUGCCGGCGGCACCCCAGUCGCCGCUCGCGUCGGACAGCUCUGGGGGUUCUCCCUGCGGUCUUCGGGGGAGGACGGGGCGUGGCAGAGGACCUGGGGCGGGACUGCGACGCCAGGGUCCCUUUCGCUUUCGCUUUGUUUUCUCCAACGGCGGCCGAGGCUCCGCGCCGGCGAGGAGAGGGCGGCUUCCCGGAAGCUGCCGACUGUGCCCGCGCCCGCGCCCCCAGGCUCGCGGGCACACCGCUUUCCCGGCUCCGCGCGCAGAUUGCGCCACGUGGCCUUGACCCCUGUACUCCCUGCAGCUCCUGCGGACGCCUGGACAAGUCGACUCGCACGCUGGAAGUGAAUGAGUUGCCGGGUCGCCCCGCGACCUGGAAGCCCCCCACGUCAUGCAAUCCCCGCCCGACUGGCCCCCGAAGCCCGGCGCCCUACGGCCCUCGCCCUUCCCGCACCCUGUGCUGGACAUCCUCCACGGCCUAGCCUGCGCGCUGCUCUUCCCAGCCUACUGGAUCCUGGACCAGCUGCUGGGCUUCUGGGCGCGGGCGACGCGCCGGAGUGGCCCGAGGUGGCUGAAAGCAGUGGCGGGCGUCGGUGCGUCUCUGCUGCUGCUGCCGCUGCUGCUGCUCGUCGGCCUGCCCCUGGCACUGCCGGGCUUCUUGCUUUGGCUGCUGCUGCAGGCCUGGCGCCGCCCCUUCUGUUACCAGCCCCCUCCGGAGUGCUGGACGCCCCCCACGCCCUGGCGACCCCCAGCUGAGCCCGCGCGCUGCUUCGGCUUCCUCAGCGCCAACCUGUGUCUGCUCCCCGACGGGCUGGCGCGCUUCAGCAACUUGCAGCACAGCCAGCGGCGGGCCGAGGCCUUGGGCGCCGUGCUGCUCGCCGGUCUGCGUUCCUCGCGCUAUGGGGCUACUGGCUGCAGCUCGCCAGGGCCAGAGGCGCCGUCUGGGGUGCUGAUAGCCGCGGUGCCGGCGGGUCUGGACUUCGUGUGCCUACAGGAGGUGUUCGAUCUGCGCGCGGCGCGCAGACUGGUAAACUGCCUGGCGCCCAAUCUGGGCCCGGUGCUGUACGACGUGGGCACGUUCGGCCUGCAGCCCGGGCCGCACCUUAAGCUGCUAGGCAGCGGGCUGCUGCUGGCCUCGCGCUACCCGCUGCUGCGCGCCGCCUUCUGGUGUUUCCCCCAUGCGCGUCGCGAGGACGCGCUGGCCUCCAAGGGACUGCUUUCCGCACAGGUACAACUGGGCAUCCUAGAUGGGCGACGCGUCGUGGGCUUCCUGCAUUGCACGCACUUGCAUGCGCCGAAUGAGGAUGGGCCCUUGCGCUGUCAACAGCUCACGCUGCUGCUAGACUGGGCCGAGCAGUUUGAGGCCGAGAGCCGUCAGAGCGACGAAGCCGUGGCCUUCAGCGUGCUGCUGGGGGACCUGAACUUCGACAACUGCUCACCAGGUAAGCGGAGGCUGCGGCAGAGCGUGGCCGCGCGGCCUGGCCCCGCCCACCCAGCGCCGGUUUCCCUCCCCAGACCAUGCGCAGGAGCAGAAGCACCAGCUCUUCAGCCGCUUUCAGGACCCCUGCCGGCUGGGCACGCGCCGGGAGCAGCCCUGGGCCGUGGGUACGGCACCGGGGUGGGGGAUGGACAUAGGGAGGGAUCCACGGCCGAGGCUCCCGCUGAUACUGCCCUCCCACGCCCUCACAGGAACUAUACUGAACGCCUCCACGCUCUGCCACUCGGUGGCCUGCUCCCCGGAGAUGCUGAGGAGGUGAGUGGCAACCUGGGGGCCAGACACCGCCUAGAACGAGAGUGCCCUAGCCUUGUGACACAGCCCCUCCUCAGGGCCCUGGAGCAGAAGGAAGGGCGCCGUCGCUACCUGGCAGGCCCUCCCAGCGGAAGCCACCGGGCUAAGCCCUGGAAGGGACGGCGCGUGGACUACAUCACGUAUCGGGGAGUGCCCGGAGGCCCUCUGAGCCCAGUAAGUGGCAGAACUCAGGGCGCCGGGUCAGCUGGCGCUGGGGCAACUCCUCAACCUGACUCCCACCCCCAGGAGGUGGAACAGGUGACAUUCAGCACCGCCCUGGCAGGGCUCACAGACCACCUGGCCGUGGGACUUCGGCUCCGAGUUGCGAUGUCUUCCUAA
This is a messenger RNA of Equus quagga, 2392 nucleotides long. Its product is annotated as sphingomyelin phosphodiesterase 5-like. Lineage: Eukaryota; Metazoa; Chordata; Mammalia; Perissodactyla; Equidae. The record is from RefSeq and is a predicted model, not a curated record. Gene Ontology annotation, cellular component: cytoplasm; extracellular region. The transcript is spliced from 3 exons. Gene Ontology annotation, biological process: sphingomyelin metabolic process. The coding region runs from base 656 to 2392 and encodes 578 amino acids. Gene Ontology annotation, molecular function: sphingomyelin phosphodiesterase activity.